Knipowitschia caucasica is the source of this 5253-nucleotide messenger RNA. NCBI's taxonomy places the organism in Eukaryota, Metazoa, Chordata, Actinopteri, Gobiiformes, Gobiidae. The record is from the annotation of a GenBank genome assembly.
AUGUCGCCAUCUUUAGUGAGGGACAAAACCCUUACAACAAGGUGUAUCUUAAGUCACUGCACCGAAAUAAUCAUGUCUGUUCCUGGCUCCGCGGUGACUGGGACCACUGCAUCGGUCUUGCAGCCGCGGUGGAAGCGCGUCCUCGGGUGGUCUGGUCCAGUUCCGCGACCCAGACACGGACAUCGAGCUGUGGCCAUCAAAGAACUUAUGGUCGUUUUUGGUGGUGGAAACGAAGGAAUAGUGGAUGAACUACAUGUCUACAACACAGCUACCAAUCAGUGGUUCAUACCAGCAGUUCGUGGUGACAUCCCUCCUGGUUGUGCUGCAUAUGGUUUUGUCUGUGAUGGCACUAGAUUACUGGUGUUUGGGGGUAUGGUGGAAUAUGGAAAGUACAGCAAUGAUCUAUAUGAACUUCAGGCCAGCAGAUGGGAGUGGAAAAAGUUAAAAGCUAAAAACCCGAAGAAUGGCCCUCCCCCCUGUCCGAGGCUUGGGCACAGUUUUUCUCUUGUGGGUAACAAGUGUUACCUAUUUGGGGGCCUUGCCAAUGACAGCGAGGAUCCAAAAAACAAUAUUCCCAGAUACCUAAAUGACUUGUACACACUGGAACUUCGCCCUGGCUCCAGUGUGGUUGGCUGGGAUAUUCCAAUAACAUAUGGUGUUUUGCCGCCUCCUCGUGAAAGCCACACAGCUGUUGUAUACACAGAAAAGACAAGCAGAAAAUCGCGUUUAAUAAUCUAUGGAGGAAUGAGUGGUUGUCGACUUGGAGAUCUUUGGACACUUGAUAUUGAUACACUGACAUGGAAUAAACCAUCAGUUAAUGGCACAGCACCACUGCCCAGAAGUCUUCACUCUGCAACUACCAUUACAAACAAGAUGUAUGUUUUUGGAGGAUGGGUUCCUUUGGUAAUGGAUGAUGUUAAAGUGGCAACCCAUGAAAAAGAAUGGAAGUGCACCAACACUCUUGCUUGUCUAAAUCUUGAUUCCAUGUGUUGGGAAACGGUCCUCAUGGACACUCUUGAGGAUAACAUCCCCAGGGCCCGUGCAGGUCAUUGUGCCGUUUCUAUCAAUUCACGUCUAUAUGUUUGGAGUGGACGUGAUGGUUAUCGAAAGGCAUGGAAUAACCAAGUGUGCUGUAAAGACUUGUGGUACCUUGAAACAGAGCGGCCACAUGCUCCAGCCAGAGUUCAGUUGGUCCGUGCCAACACAAACUCCCUGGAGGUGAGCUGGGGGGCAGUCUCCACUGCAGAUACUUAUUUGUUGCAGCUACAGAAGUAUGACAUCCCUGCAACUCCAGCUUCUCCUCUUGUGAGUGCAACACCCUCUCAGCUUGUGAACUCUCCCAAGAGUCCUGCUCCAACCGCCGCUGCACAAAGUCUUUCACACACCGCUGUUCUAAAGGUUGCAGCGCAACAGUCUGCGGGAGCUUCAUUAGUCACAGUUCGCCCCAAUCAGCCUGGGAAGUCCCCAUUGACGGUAACAUCUCUUCCACCUGGUGUAAGAAUGGUCGUUCCUGCCCAGACAACUCAAGGAUCUCCAAUUGGAAGUAGCCCACAGAUGAGUGGCAUGGCAGCAUUAGCAGCAGCUGCUGCAGCUACUCAGAAGAUUCCUCCUCCUGCGGGGACUGUUCUCAAUGUCCCAGCUGGUGCUACCAUAUUGAAGACUAUGGCGGUUUCCCCCGGGACUGCUACCGUUAAAGUCGCCUCUCCAGUCAUGGUGAGCAACCCAGCCACCAGGAUGCUCAAGACCGCUGCUGCCCAGGUUGGCACAGCCACUGCAGCCUCUCCUACUACGACUAGACCAAUCAUCACUGUCCACAAGUCAGGGGCUGUUACAGUUGCCCAGCAGGCCCAAGUGGUCACUACUGUAGUUGGUGGAGUUACCAAGACCAUCACCUUGGUCAAGAGUCCUCUCACAAUGGGUGGCAGUGGAACUUUGAUCUCCAACCUUGGCAAGAUGAUGUCUGUUGUACAAACCAAGCCAGUGCAGACCUCAGCUGUCACAGGCCAGGCCUCUUCUAACCCUCUCACACAGAUCAUACAGACGAAGGGUCCCCUUCCAGCCGGAACAAUCUUGAAAUUGGUGACCUCAGCGGAUGGAAAACCGACAACUAUCAUCACCACAUCACAAGCAGGAGGCGUAGGAAACAAGCCUACAAUCCUAAACAUCAGUGGUGUCUCGCCAACCACCACCAAGCAGGGCACCACCAUCAUUAAGACCAUCCCCAUGUCCGCCAUCAUGAGUCAGGCUGGAGGCACGGGUGUGACCAGUAGUACAAGUCUGAAAUCACCCUUUACAAUCCUGACAACCAAAGUAAUGACCACUGGGACUCCCGGUAAAAUCAUCACUGCGGUUCCAAAAUUGGCAACAGCAGGUCAACAAGGUCUGACACAGGUGGUUCUAAAAGGCGCUCCUGGGCAACCUGGAACUAUUCUUCGCACUCUGCCCAUGGGCACAGUUGGUGGUGUUCGCCUUGUUACUCCAGGAAACGUGUCAUCCGUCAAACCCACUGUGACUACUCUGGUUGUGAAGGGCACUACAGGUGUCACCACUCUUGGAACAGUGUCUGGUGCCGUCUCCACCAGUCAGUCUGGAGCCUCUGCAGACUCUUCCACUGCUUCGUUAGUCACCCCUAUCACCACACUGGGGACUAUAGCCACCCUGUCCAGUCAUGUCAUCAAUCCAGCUGCCAUUACAGUGUCUGCCCCUCAGACAACCCUGACUGCUGCCUCAACGCUGCCCUCCUCUACUAUCACAGUGCAGCCCACACAGGUAACUCUUAUUACUACUCCAAGUGGAGUCGAGACUCAGCCUGUGCAGGACCUCCCGGUAUCCAUCCUGGCUUCACCAACAUCUGACCAACCCAGUUCUACUGAAGCAAGUGCAACAGGAGAUGCAUCUGGGACAGUUACUCUGGUGUGUUCAAACCCUCCCUGUGAGACGCACGAAACUGGAACCACCAACACUGCCACAACAGCCUCUGCUAAUAUGUCAGCACCUCGCGUCUGCUCCAACCCACCAUGUGAAACUCAUGAAACUGGCACAACAAACACUGCUACAACAGCAUCGUCCAACAUGGGAGUCCAGAAAGUGUGUUCAAACCCUCCGUGUGAGACUCAUGUGACUGGCACCACAAACACCACCACCCAGGCCUCGUCCAAUAUGAGUUCUGGCCCAGCAGGAUCUGUUCAGAGGGUGUGCUCAAACCCUCCAUGUGAAACCCACGAGACGGGGACCACCAACACGCAGUCUACGGCCUCCUCUGAUAUGGGAAGUGGCCAGACCAGUACAUCAUCAGGUCUCGCUGAAAGAGUGUGCUCCAACCCUCCACGUGAAACCCACGAGACAGGAACCGCAAACACGCAGUCCACGGCCUCAUCAAAUAUGGGAGGUGGCCGGACCAGUACAUCAUCAGGUCUCGCUCAAAGAGUGUGCUCCAACCCUCCACGAGAAACCCACGAGACGGGGACCACAAACACGCAGUCUACGGCCUCCUCUGAUAUGGGUAGUGGCCAGACCAGUACAUCAUCAGGUCUCGCUGAAAGAGUUUGCUCCAACCCUCCACGUGAAACCCAUGAGACAGGAACCGCAAACACGCAGUCUACGGCCUCCUCUAAUAUGGAAGGUGACCAGACCAGUACAUCAUCGGGUCUCGCUCAGAGAGUGUGCUCCAACCCUCCACGUGAAACCCACGAGACAGGGACCACCAAUACCGCCACCACUGCUACCUGCAAUAUGGAGACUGCUGACGACCCAGCCAAUCAGACGGAAGAAGGAACAGAAAUUACCAGCCCAGAGGAGGCUGCUUCCACAGCAGCCACUAGCCUUGUGAGCUCCACCCAGGGCAGGGCAAUUACUACUGUGACCCAGUCUACUCCUGCACCUGGACCUUCAGUGCCAUCGAUCUCUUCGAUUGCUGAAGGUGCAAAUGCUGCUUCCAGCUCUACAGAGGAACCCAUGCAAACGGAAGUAGCUCAAUCAGGUGAUACCUCUGCAGAAGGAGACUCUGCCAUGGAGACACAGGGAGAGGCAGAUGAGGAGCUAGCUGUAACAGCUGCUGCUGAAGCCGCUGCUCAGGCUGCAGCAACUGAAGAAGCUCAGGCAUUAGCCAUUCAGGCCGUCCUCCAGGCUGCUCAGCAGGCAGUCAUGAAUGAGGGGGGCUCGGCAGGAGAGGGCCAACAAACCACCAGUAUCCCAAUAAUGCUGACACAGCAGGAGCUCGCAGCUCUGGUUCAGCAACAACAGCAGCUUCAGGAGGCUCAUGCUGCUGCGCAGCAGAGUGCGGUGGACACCAGUAUGCCAACUGAAGGACUUGCCCCUGCGGACAGCCUUAAUGACCCCUCAGUGGAAAGCAAUGGCCAUAAUGAAAUGGCUGCUGCUGUCACAAGUGCAGUAGCGUCUUUGCUCCCACAUACUGUCGCUAAUACUUUAGCCCCAACAAGCACAUUUGCAGGCUCUGUUUCAGUAGCAAGUCCUGCCAAGCUGCAAGCAGCAGCAACUCUAGCAGAAGUAGCCAAUGGGCUAGAAGGAGAGAAGCAAGCUCCUCAACCAUCUCCAGUGAAGCCUGUUCUAAAGAAGGAAAACCAGUGGUUUGAUGUUGGAAUUGUAAAAGUGACAAAUAUGGUUGUCACCCACUACUACGUGCCAUCUGAUGACUCUCUGGGAGAUGAUGACUCUGGUGUCAUGCCAGAUUACAGCCAAAUGAAGAAAAUGGAGCUCCAGCCUGGAACAGCUUACAAAUUUCGCGUAGCAGGAAUAAAUGCUUGUGGUCGUGGAUCUUUCUCUGAGAUAUCUGCUUUCAAGACCUGUCUACCAGGCUUCCCUGGAGCUCCUUGUGCCAUCAAAAUCAGCAAGAGUCCUGAUGGAGCCCACCUCACCUGGGAGCCUCCAUCUGUCACCUCUGGAAAGAUCAUUGAAUAUUCAGUUUACUUGGCCAUCCAGAGCAGCCAGACAACAGAGGCCAAAGCCUCCACCCCAGCCCAACUAGCCUUUAUGCGUGUUUACUGUGGACCCAGUCCCUCUUGCCUGGUGCAGUCUUCCAGCCUCUCAAACGCUCACAUUGAUUACACAACCAAGCCUGCCAUCAUCUUUCGCAUUGCUGCUCGCAAUGAGAAGGGCUACGGACCUGCUACUCAAGUUCGAUGGUUGCAAGAAUCUGGCAAAGAUGUUUCAUCAGCAAAACCGGCGCCUAAAAGACCCGGAAUGUCUCCUGAUGGCAAAGCGGCUGGUCCAAAGAAAGCUAGGACGGAUCAGUGA